AGUCCGCCUCGGGAGCGCGUGGUGACGGGAGGGGUGCCGAACCGUGGGGUGUGUGUCGCGACGACCGGCGCGCAGAGUGAACUGGGUCGAACGGCAGCGGUGAUCUACAGCGAGGGGUCAGACCAGUGUGAGUCACAGUGAGCGCGGUGCCGUACGACAUACCGAACUUUGGAGUGCAGCUGCUUAUGGUUACCUUUCCAAGUGACUAUGUGUGGUGACCAGCGGUGACCUGUGGUGACCUUCGGUGACCUGCGCUGACAGACAUGGCGCUGUCGUCAGCCGCACUGCUGGCGCUCCUGGCGCUGCUGGCAGGACCGGCGCUGGCAGAGGAAGUGGUGCUCUUGGACACGACGAGAGAAGUGGAGCUGAACUGGACCAAGUAUCCGUUCGGACCGCAAUCAAAAACGCCAGGAUGGGUGGAGGAGAGCUUCACCAACUUCGCCAAGGGCAUCAACUGGCGGUCGUACGUGGUGUGCGACGUCGCCCACCAGAACGUCAACAACUGGCUGUGGACGCCGUUCAUCGAGCGAGGCGAGGCAGAACGCAUCUACAUCGAGCUGCGCUUCUCGAUGCGCGACUGCUCGCUGUUCCCCGGAACACCGCUCACCUGUAAGGAAACCUUCAGCCUGCUGUACUACGAGUUCGACGCGGCCACGCGCGAACCUCCGCCCUGGGAACCGGAGAGCUACCGGCUGAUUGACCGGAUCGCUGCCGACCAGGGUCGCUCCACGUCCAGUCAACAGCAGGUCAUCAACGUCGAGACGCGCUCCAUCCCCGUCACCAAGAAGGGCGUCUACUUCGCGGUGCGCGACCAGGGCGCCUGCAUCUCCCUGCUGGCCGUCAAGGUGUACUACCAGACGUGCCCGCAGGUGACGGCCGGCUUCGCGCAGUUCCCGGCCACACCUACCGGACGAGAAGAGACCAUGAUCAAAACAGCACGGGGCAGCUGCGUCGCCAACGCGGUACGACAACAUGACUCGGUGCCCAAGUACAUCUGCAAGGGCAAUGGAGAGUGGGAGCUGCUCGACGGCGGCUGUCUCUGCAAGCCCGGCUUCGAGUCCGACAUGGAACGCCAGCGGUGUCAAGUGUGUCCUCCGUCACAGUUCAAGCACACGGUGGGAAACAGCUCCUGUCGCGCUUGUCCCGACCACAGCAGCGCGUCGUACGCCGCCUCCGUGCAAUGUCACUGCGAGGCUGGCUACCACAGGGCGGCAAAGGACCCACGAGACGCACCCUGUACACAGCCGCCGUCGGAGCCGCAGCGGCCGGUGGUGGAGUUUGUCGACCAGGGUACGGCUGUACUGGUCUGGCAGCGUCCCAUGUACGAGGGAGGACGAACAGACACCACCUACUACAUUCGCUGCGCCCAGUGCGGCGGCUCGGUGCACUACACUCCGGCUCAGGCCGGUCUUAAUACCACUAAGGUGACAGUGAUGGGCCUCAGCCCGGUCACUGCCUACGAGUUCCAAAUCUACAGCAGCAACGGCGUCUCGUCGCUGGCAGGAGACGACAAAUAUGUCCAGAUCAAGGUCACCACUGAGGCUUCAGUGCCGUCGAUGGUCUCGGAGCUCGAGCUGAGUGCCGUGCGCUCCUCUGAGGUUGUCCUCGUGUGGGACCCGCCUGCCGACCCACAAGAGGAAGUCCUCAACUAUGAGGCCCGAUACUUCGUCAAGGGCCGAGAGUCGAACGCCAGCAGUGUGUUCACGGACGAGCCGCGCACGACCAUCUCCAGCCUGCAGCAGCGCACAGAGUACGGGUUCCAGGUGCGGGCGCGGACCAGCCGCGGCUGGGGCGAGUUCACGGACCCCGUGUUCGGUACCACUGGCCAGCUGCUCGGCACAGCGUAUGUUGGCGAGGAUGACGGCGUGAAGGUGCGCAUCAUCGCCGGUGCCACGGUGGCCGUCAUCGCCCUGCUCGUCAUUAUCGUCAUCAUGGCGGUACUCUUCCUCAGAAGCCGAGGUAACGAGGAGUGCAAUAAGAAACAGCCGAGCGACUGUGAUACGCUGGAGUAUCGCAAUGGUGAAGGCCUGGUAGUGACCUACAUGCACCAUGUGGCCAACGGAUCGAUAGUGCAGACCCAUACGGCAGGAAUGACGACGCCGCUGUUCAACCCGGUGACCCACCAGCGGACCUAUAUUGACCCUCACACGUACGAGGACCCGAACCAGGCGAUACGCGAGUUCGCCCGCGAGAUCGACGCGUCUCACAUCAUCAUCGAGGCGGUGAUCGGCGGCGGCGAGUUCGGAGACGUCUGUAGAGGAAAACUCAGGAUUCCAGCUCGUCAGGAGAUCACUGUCGCCAUCAAGACACUGAAGCCGGGUUCAUCGGAGAAAGCCCGAGUGGACUUCCUGACUGAGGCUUCCAUCAUGGGCCAGUUCGAGCACCCGAACGUCAUCUUCCUACAGGGCGUGGUGACCAAGAGCAACCCGGUGAUGAUCAUUACCGAGUUUAUGGAGAACGGCAGCCUGGACACCUUCCUCAGGGCAAACGACGGCAAAUUCCAGAUCCUUCAGCUGGUUGGAAUGCUGCGUGGUAUUGCCGCGGGCAUGCAGUAUCUCUCUGAGAUGAACUACGUGCACCGCGACCUGGCCGCGCGCAAUGUGCUGGUCAACUCGCAGCUGGUGUGCAAGAUUGCAGACUUUGGCCUGAGCAGAGAGAUUGAGAGCACCACAGAGGGCGCGUAUACCACACGGGGCGGCAAGAUCCCAGUGCGGUGGACUGCGCCGGAGGCCAUCGCCUUCCGCAAGUUCACGUCCGCCUCGGACGUGUGGAGCUUCGGCAUCGUGGCGUGGGAGGUGAUGUCGUACGGAGAGCGGCCCUACUGGAACUGGAGCAACCAGGACGUCAUCAAGAGCAUAGAGAAGGGAUACCGGCUGCCGGCGCCGAUGGACUGCCCGGAGGCGAUGCACCAGCUGAUGCUGGACUGCUGGCAGAAGGAGCGUGCCCACCGGCCGGCCUUUGCCAGCACCGUCAAAACGCUGGACAGUCUCAUCAACUGCCCGGACACGCUGCGUAAAGUGGCGCCCAAUAGCAGGUCAAUGCCAAGUUACGGGCCGUACUAUACCACCACAUCGUCUUGGGUGCAGUUCACCCCCGAAUACUCUAGGAACACGAACCCGCUGGCCCCGGACGCGCCCGAUCUCACCCAGAUCACCACUGUCGAGGAGUGGCUGGCGUCCAUCAAGAUGACCCGCUACUUGGAGAACCUCCAGGGAGCCGGCAUCACCAGCAUGGAUGCCGUGACGCGGCUGACGCACGCCGACCUUCCGGCGCUCGGUGUCACGCUGGUCGGCCACCAGAAAAAGAUCAUGAACAGUGUGCAAGCGUUACGCGCCCAGAUACAUGCGAAUAUGUCUGAGGCGUACUUCGUGUAGUGGUCGAGUGGCGGCGCUAGUGCGGCGCCAAGUCAACGGGCUUUAACGGGCGCCCGCCCGGUGGCGCCGAGGAGACUCAUCAAAAUGUCAUGCCCUCCACAGUUUGUGUGCGCGGACCGCGGACAUUCCAUAAGCGGUGCAGUGUCCGCGCUAGGUGUUAUCGAAGUGCGGCGAGGCGGCGCGCCCGCCUUCCAAAGACAUUAAUAUGAAAGCCUGUGAUCUUAUGAUAAGUGUGCCGUCGGUUCGUUCUCCCCCAGUGUGUCGUCAGCUGUAUGUCUAGUCUCCAGUCUGCCCCCCUCGCCGGGACGCUUCGCUCUCCCUCGCCCGUGCCCCCGACUCGCUGUUUCUUUCACGGUGGACACCUGUGAUGUUGCCUUUGAUGAUUUGUACUGAGUUUUAUCGCCUGUAUUUAUGUUUUGUACAAACUGUACAUUCGCCAAUAUGCAAAGCCCUUUAUGGUGGUACUGCGGGAGGCGCGAAGCCGUCACUGCAGCACGGGCAUCUCUCGCGGCUCGUGUAGCGAUUCGAGCGUUAUUGUGUCGUUCGGGCGCUCGCUGCAGCUAGUGUCAGUGUGUGCUGACCGUCAUCGAAAGUGUUGUAACGAAUGUGCGAGGUACGCGUGUGUAUGAUGCAUCAGAUUGAUAAGUGAGUGUGUCAGUGCCAGCGCAACUGGGAGCAAGGCUCAGCGUGUGUCUACGCUCUGUCGACUGGCGGCCGCUGACUCAAAUGCUAGUUCUCCUCCUUGUCCCUGGGCAGCGCUAGGUGCAUCUGAAGCAAAACCAGGGGACGAGUGAGCGAAACUGUCAUUACGGCGGCCUGUCAUCCAUUAUUUCGAUACUAAACAACCAUCAUAUCGAAGCUCCCUCUCCCUUCGGUGGUGUUGGCUGCUGUCGAUCGGCUCAGCGCGCCUGUCUGAAUCCACAGACCCUGUGAAUCUGGCGGCCGCUCUAGUUGACAGCUCGCGACUUCACCCAGUUUGUCUGCCAUGGUGGCCCGAGCAGAGCGCCCGGGACACCCAACGAAACGUACACGGCUAGUUCCUUUCUGAGAGUGUCUGUAUGCGCGACGAGUGUGUGUACCGAGCUCGCCGUCUGCGCAGCGACGGUCACCGAGCGCGUUUGGUUGCAAAACACUGUUGUUAACGCACGCGUUAUUGGUUGGCGCACUCGAAACGUUGGCUGCCCGUUUCCGAUGCUUAAAUUUCAGCUUCCUUGGCGUGAGAGGGAUCAAGUUUUUGAUACAUAACGCUGUUGUACUAUUUGUAUAGAGCUUUGAGUUGAAAAUAAAUGAUGGUAUUUGUA
Molecule: messenger RNA, 4675 nt
Organism: Amphibalanus amphitrite
Lineage: Eukaryota; Metazoa; Arthropoda; Thecostraca; Balanomorpha; Balanidae
Product: ephrin type-B receptor 1-B-like
Exons: 20
Coding region: 264-3374 (1036 amino acids)
Biological process (GO): axon guidance; cell surface receptor protein tyrosine kinase signaling pathway; protein phosphorylation
Cellular component (GO): plasma membrane; neuron projection
Molecular function (GO): transmembrane-ephrin receptor activity; ATP binding; protein binding
Source: RefSeq, a predicted model, not a curated record